Elgaria multicarinata webbii is the source of this 1706-nucleotide messenger RNA. RefSeq names its product Sp6 transcription factor (gene SP6). The record is from RefSeq and is a predicted model, not a curated record. Gene Ontology annotation, biological process: regulation of transcription by RNA polymerase II. Gene Ontology annotation, molecular function: DNA-binding transcription factor activity, RNA polymerase II-specific; RNA polymerase II cis-regulatory region sequence-specific DNA binding. NCBI's taxonomy places the organism in Eukaryota, Metazoa, Chordata, Lepidosauria, Squamata, Anguidae. The coding region runs from base 150 to 1253 and encodes 367 amino acids. The transcript has 2 exons.
CCCUUCCUCGCGUGCUGGAUUUUGCUUUGGAGACGGCAACAACCUUUGCCUGACAAGCCAAUGUGGAAAGAUCUGUUGGAGGAUCGGUGCUCCCACCAGCAACUUUAAACCAGUGUGUCUGAGAACCCACCCACCACGGGAGUUCUGCAAUGCUCACAGCCGUCUGUGGUUCUCUUGGCAACCAGUGCUCAGAGACACCCUGUUCCUCUCCAAACCACUUGGAGCUGCAGCCUCUGCAGACCUACCAGCCUCACACCAGCUCAGAGAGCGGAGGAGAUUUCCCAUCUCCUCUGCAGCCCACAGAACUCCAGCACCUGCCUCUGGCUGGGCCUGACACGGAGUAUUCAGCCAACACCGGUUACGAGCUGCAUGGGUCUUCGAGGUUAGACCUGGACAGUGAAAGCCAGCUGCCCCCCGGCUCAUACUCUAAGCUCUUACAGGCGGCACCAGAUAUGGCUCACCACUACGAACCUUGGUUCCGGCCUACACAUCCUAGCAAUGCCACUGACGAUGGAGGUGUCAAUCCAUGGUGGGAUCUCCAUGCUGGGUCCAGCUGGAUGGAUCUUCAGAGUGGUCUCCAGCCACCAGCCCACACAGGUGGACUUCAGCCAGCGCUGGGUGGCUAUGGUUCUGCAGAACAUCAGCUCUGCGGCCCGCCUCAUCACUUGUUGCCUUCAGCGACACACCUCAUGGGCCAGGAAGUGAUCAAAUCCCUGGAUUCUACUCAGGAGCCUCACCCAAUGGAGCAGGCUGGGGAUGGGAGUGGGAGGCCAAAGAGCUCAAGGCGCUCGGUGACCAGGAGUUCUGGCCAGGCUGCCUGCCGAUGCCCCAACUGCCAGGAGGCUGAAAGGGUGGGCCAGUGCCCUGACAACUCCAAGAAGAAGCACCUCCACAACUGCCAUAUUCCCGGUUGUGGCAAGGCCUAUGCCAAGACAUCCCACCUGAAGGCCCACCUGAGGUGGCACAGUGGUGACCGCCCCUUCGUCUGCAAUUGGCUGUUCUGUGGCAAGCGCUUCACCCGUUCUGAUGAGUUGCAACGGCACCUUCAGACCCACACAGGAACCAAGAAAUUCACCUGCCCUGUUUGCAACCGGGUCUUCAUGAGAAGUGACCACCUCAGCAAGCACAUGAAGACGCAUGAGGGCGCUAAGGAGGAAGCAGAGGGAGAAGCCAAAGUGGGGACAGAGCCUCCUGCCAAAGUCAAACGGGAACCCGACGGAAGCUCUUCGAGUGCUGCUUCCCAGCCCAACUGAGCCUUUCUCCCUCACCAAGGAUGUCCCCUCCCUGUCUCUCCUGGCCUACUGACUUGUCUUCCAUGCUUAAGGCUCUGGGAUUACUACACCCUCUGGGCCUGAACAUUAUUCUGUCCUUGGAGUGAGAGGUUAUUUAUUCUGUAGGAGGAAAGGACGAUGUUGUUGGGACUUGUUGGGAAGGGCCAUGCCCUUAAGCAGCUUUGGGGUGGGUCUUCACAAUUGAGUGUUUGGGAAGUAUUGGGGGAAGGCUUCUGAAAGAUGGUUGCUAAAGAGGGGUUGGGCUAAAUGGAAUAUUCUGGGCAGAUAUCAUUGGAGGGAAAUGGGCCUUACCUGGCUCCAUCUUGAAAUGAUGGGUUACAUGUCUCCACUAUACACAGACAUACAAAUGAGUUAACAGUUAUGGUGGGACCUCAUUUUUAGUUUAAGCUUGUAGAGAUUUAGGGGUUUGGAUCU